CGUGAUGGACGCCACACUCCUUCCACAUGAACAAUGAACAAUGAAGUCCUUCUCGCUAAAGGGAGAGGUGUUCUUGGCAGAGGAUCAGCACUUCAUAUUUCCGUCCCUUGGAUGGCAGGGCAUGCCCAGUGUCUCCCCACCCCCACACCAAGGCCUCAGUCCCUAAUACUUUAACUAAAAUGAACUUCAAUGGGAAUCCUGUGGAGAUUCGUGGUAUUGCCCUGUUAUAUCUCCAUGUCACUGAUAACUGGGAAGAAUGUUCCAGGGAAAGAUGGUCUGUGGGAGGGAAGAGGUAAGUUUUGUGUGCAGGGGCAUAACUUCCAGGAAAGGCAGCCAGGCAUGAAGGGAUGGGUUCUCCAUCUUGUUAAAGACUUCCUAUCCAUCCUUUGAAGAGGGAACCUAAGGAGCAUUUCAUUCCAUGCACUCCUGCUUUCAGGGGCAAUCUUUUCCCGAUUUAUUUAUGUCUCAUCUGGGGCUGUUGUUGGUUAGUUUAAAAAGAGAGGAGGGGGAGGGAGAGAGGACAGAGCGCAUGUGGGAGCACCUCCAAGGCCUGAGCCCCAUGGCCUGAGCUGUGCAGAACCGCAGAAUUGGAGCAGGAGGCGGGGCAAGUGCCCAUGCCUUGUCUCUGGAACAGCUGGGGCCUGUGUCUGCAAGCCAAGGACUCUGAUUCUAACCUCCUUUUGCUUUGGUCACUUAGAUAUCAUUCCUCUGCCGCUGUUCUGACUUUAUGCAAGAAGGGUAUGGAUUUGCCAAAUUUGCUUCAAGUUCCAGAUGUCAUAUAUCAGGCCAGAAAGAACAAGCAUGAAAACCUGUCGCCCAGGAACAAGCAGCUAUGCUCCACAUGUCGAGAAAUAAAAACGGUACAGCCAAAAAAUUUCAUAAUCCCAGACCAUCAGAAACCAUCCUUCCAGAAUUCUGUGGAUCACAGAGAGAUGCUUCUUCAUCAUCCCGAUAUCCAGCAGUUUGAUCACCCCUGCAAUGACAUUCCAACAGAGAGCAUUCGCUACAGACUGCCCAUUAUGGGCCCCAGGACCGCUGUCUUCCACAGGCUGCUGUCAGGUGCCUACACAACUCCUCUGGAGACUCAGCACCUCUCCCUUCCCAGAAAGAAACUAAAGAGCAAGACAGUGAAGCAGUGAGUGGUCAGAGCUAAUUACCCCCAAGUAUCAGGGAAAAGGCCACCCCUCUGAACUGUUCUGAUACUGGUGCCUUCCCAUCCUGAAAGAUGAUUCAUUUUUUUCCUUCCUACAUGCUGCUAGUCUAGCUCCUACUACUUCCUCCUAAAGAUAAAAUGGUUUAAUUUACAUAAAUAUAAAGAUUUAUUGAUUAACACAGAACAUGGUAAGUGUGCCUUGUGUUAUUUUGCUGAAGAUUUUAAUGCUUGUUAUAAUAAAUGACAAUCCUCUCCUUAAAAGUCAUGGGUUUCCCUUGAAAGUCAUUUAGCCCAUUCCUUCAGGCAAGAGGACCAGGGAUGGUACCUAGAGCCCUCUAUAACCUUAUCUUAUUAAGAAUCAAGGAGAAAAGGGAGAAAACAUCUCCCUUUUUCUGUCAGUUAAUUUCAUGGAUAACGGGACACUGAUGUAAUAACUGGAAAAUGACACGUGAUUACUGUUGCCGUGUUCAGUCACAGGGACUAUGCCCUCCCCCUUGCCUUCUUGUGUCACCUCUUUUAUUGCCUUGCAAAUCGAUCAAGUGUUCAGCCAGUCUUCGCUUGUAUUUUAUAAUGAGGUUGUUUUUAUAUGAAAAUGCAUGCUUCCAGAUCUGUGCUGGUCUGUAUGUACACAGUUUGUGGAAUACAAAAGAUAAUCCCAAGCUUGCCGAUAUUAUGUCCAUGGUCAUAUAUGUUCCAAGCCAAGUUUCAAGAGGCUUUGUAUAAAAAAAAAGCCCUUCUGUUUCUUAGGAAGCAACUGCCUAGUGGAAGCCCACCCCAUGACUAAGUGGAUGCUAGACCAAUCUGUGAGACUCAACCUGUGCCAACUGAUUUUGAAGAAUGGAAUUACGAGAUCUCAGAUAAAUGAGCCAAUGUCCAAAUUGAA
This is a messenger RNA of Peromyscus californicus insignis, 2036 nucleotides long. RefSeq names its product chromosome unknown C1orf105 homolog (gene CUNH1orf105). The transcript has 5 exons. The record is from RefSeq and is a predicted model, not a curated record. Bases 615 to 1139 code for a protein of 174 amino acids. NCBI's taxonomy places the organism in Eukaryota, Metazoa, Chordata, Mammalia, Rodentia, Cricetidae.